AUGACUUCGUUGAACCUGGAAUGGAGGUGUUUUUCUACAGGCAAUGAGGAUGACAAUUAUGUAAAAUGCUCAAAAUGCAAAGCAGCUUAUCACUAUCUAUGUCUCUCUGCGGGACAGAAAAAGCUUACGCCCACUAACGUCCCUAAGGAUCGGUUGUGCCCUAAAUGCAGAGAAUCAACACCCAAGGGGUCCAAAAAUGACAAUACACCAAUUCGUCAGCUGCAGAAUGUCACCGUGCGCCCUUCAAAAAGGCCAGCUAUGUCGUCUCCACCGUGUAAACAAGACUCCCUUGUUACGCGUGAAGGAAUCCGCGAAAUUAUGGAAGAAGUUCUAUUAAAGCAUAUGGAGGAUUUUAAGAUGCAUUUUUGUUCUGUAUUAUCUAGAGUGAAAGAAGAAGUAUCUAGCAUAAGUAAAGCUAUGAAUUACAUGAGCGACCAAGUAGAGGAUAUUUUGUUAAAAUAUAAUGAGAGUAAUGGUCUGAUCAAAACGCUGUAA
This is a messenger RNA of Parnassius apollo (apollo), 495 nucleotides long. Lineage: Eukaryota; Metazoa; Arthropoda; Insecta; Lepidoptera; Papilionidae. The record is from the annotation of a GenBank genome assembly.